AUGACUAUCCGGGAUUUCUUCGACUUUGACAAGGCUGAAUAUGCACAUCGUAUAUCCUACUACGAGACAGACCGACUCCGUAAGCAGGAGAUCGUCAAAACACGUCAGAUUACAGCUGGGAUAAUCAGUUCGCACAUCGGGGGCUGGGGCGCCGUCGCAUCCUCUGGAGGCACCCUCGUGCUCAGUGCGAUCGCAAUCCGUCGUGUUCACGUAGCAGAGUCGAAGCUGAAACUCAUCCGUGCCGAGCUUAAGAAACGAGAUGUUCCUCUGCAUAAACUACAGAAACGAGAUAUCUUGAUUCCCUUGGGAGCAUGCGCGGCGGGAAUGGGCGUUGGUCAUGUGUUUGAUCACGCCGCUGUUCAUGCCACUCACACCUGCGCUCCAGGACUGUUUCCAAGUGACUCUGUCGCACAUGCGUUCUGUAUGAAUCCUGGUGAUUCCAUCGGCGGGGCAGCGCAUGGGGCUACACAACAACUCCACGAGAUGGGCCACGCCAUAAUGAGCCUGGACAACGGGAGUUCAGCAGCUCAAAAUCUUGCGAGGGUCGCCAUAUCGGUUCCUCAGACGUCUAUUGAAGAGGCUGUCGGAUUUCAUACUGGUAUGGUUGCAAUGCAGGCUGCCGAGAGGGGUCUUGCUAGCGUGGCGUCUAGCAGCCUGGCAACGCAGGGCAUGAAAGCCAUGACUGGUGAUGCUGACCAGAUGGGUUCCGCAUAG
Messenger RNA from Fusarium mangiferae, 714 nucleotides. RefSeq lists its product as uncharacterized. NCBI's taxonomy places the organism in Eukaryota, Fungi, Ascomycota, Sordariomycetes, Hypocreales, Nectriaceae. Bases 1 to 714 code for a protein of 237 amino acids. The record is from RefSeq and is a predicted model, not a curated record. The transcript has a single exon.